Eriocheir sinensis (Chinese mitten crab) is the source of this 3172-nucleotide messenger RNA. RefSeq lists its product as uncharacterized. Lineage: Eukaryota; Metazoa; Arthropoda; Malacostraca; Decapoda; Varunidae. The transcript has 4 exons. The coding region runs from base 466 to 2442 and encodes 658 amino acids. The record is from RefSeq and is a predicted model, not a curated record.
GUCGCUUUAGCUGACCAAGGAAGGAAGGAAGGACAGUAUAGAAAAAGAAGGAAGGAAGGAGAGAACCUGAAAGGAGGAGGAGGAAAAGGAGGAGGAGAAGAGGUAUUUUAAUGAUUUCUUACUGAGACGACAUCAAUGUGGGGUCAUUCCUUCUAAAAUCUGGUCCUGUAGGUGUUCGUAUAUGCUUCCGCGCCUCACAUCAACCAUUUACGAAGACCCAAAAGGGGAUAGAUCGGGUUCUCUAUGAGUGUUUUAUCAGGUUCAUGGUACAGGGGAAGGGUCAGACUACCACCAGGGUCAUUGAAGUACCCCUGGAUAUCCCCCAAACUCCUAGGAAAGCCUUGUGAAACAUGUGCUUGGGUGACGAGGGGUUCAAGGUUAUGACCCUCGCUUGACUUUUCCGCCUCUCACAUUAAGAGUGUUUUAUCAGGUUCAUGGUACAGAAGAGUGUGUUUUAUCAGGUUCAUGGUGCAGAGGAAGUGUCAGACUACCACCAGGGUCAUUGAAGUACCCCUGGAUAUCUCCCAAACUCCUAGGAAAGCCUUGGGUGACGAAAGGGUAGUCUCUUCCACCUCUCAUAUCAAGAGUGUUUUAUCAGGUUCAUGGUACAGAAGAGUGUGUUUUAUCAGGUUCAUGGUACAGAAGAGUGUGUGUUAUCAGGUUCACGGUACAGAAGAGUGUUUUAUCAGGUUCACGGUACAGAAGAGUGUUUUAUCAGGUUCAUGGUGCAGAAGAGUGUGUUUUAUCAGGUUCAUGGUACAGAAGAGUGUUUUAUCAGGUUCAUGGUACAGAAGAGUGUUUUAUCAGGUUCACGGUACAGAAGAGUGUGUUUUAUCAGGUUCACGGUACAGAAGAGUGUGUUUUAUCAGGUUCAUGGUACAGAAGAGUGUUUUAUCAGGUUCACGGUACAGAAGAGUGUGUUUUAUCAGGUUCAUGGUACAGAAGAGUGUGUUUUAUCAGGUUCAUGGUACAGAAGAGUGUGUUUUAUCAGGUUCACGGUACAGAAGAGUGUGUUUUAUCAGGUUCAUGGUACAGAAGAGUGUGUUUUAUCAGGUUCAUGGUACAGAAGAGUGUGUUUUAUCAGGUUCACGGUACAGAAGAGUGUUUUAUCAGGUUCAUGGUAUAGAAGAGUGUGUUUUAUCAGGUUCACGGUACAGAAGAGUGUGUUUUAUCAGGUUCAUGGUACAGAAGAGUGUGUUUUAUCAGGUUCACGGUACAGAAGACUGUUUUAUCAGGUUCAUGGUACAGAAGAGUGUGUUUUAUCAGGUUCAUGGUACAGAAGAGUGUGUUUUAUCAGGUUCAUGGUACCGAAGAGUGUGUUUUAUCAGGUUCAUGGUACAGAAGAGUGUGUUUUAUCAGGUUCAUGGUACCGAAGAGUGUGUUUUAUCAGGUUCACGGUACAGAAGAGUGUUUUAUCAGGUUCAUGGUAUAGAAGAGUGUGUUUUAUCAGGUUCACGGUUCAGAAUAGUGUGUUUUAUCAGGUUCAUGGUACAGAAGAGUGUGUUUUAUCAGGUUCACGGUACAGAAGAGUGUGUUUUAUCAGGUUCAUGGUACAGAAGAGUGUUUUAUCAGGUUCACGGUACAGAAGAGUGUGUUUUAUCAGGUUCAUGGUACAGAAGAGUGUGUUUUAUCAGGUUCACGGUACAGAAGAGUGUUUUAUCAGGUUCAUGGUACAGAAGAGUGUUUUAUCAGGUUCACGGUACAGAAGAGUGUGUUUUAUCAGGUUCACGGUACAUAAGAGUGUGUUUUAUCAGGUUCAUGGUACAGAUGAGUGUGUUUUAUCAGGUUCAUGGUACAGAAGAGUGUGUUUUAUCAGGUUCAUGGUACAGAAGAGUGUGUUUUAUCAGGUUCAUGGUACAGAAGAGUGUGUUUUAUCAGGUUCAUGGUACAGAAGAGUGUGUUUUAUCAGGUUCAUGGUACAGAAGAGUGUGUUUUAUCAGGUUCAUGGUACAGAAGAGUGUUUUAUCAGGUUCACGGUACAGAAGAGUGUUUUAUCAGGUUCAUGGUACAGAAGAGUGUUUUAUCAGGUUCAUGGUACAGAAGAGUGUGUUUUAUCAGGUUCAUGGUACAGAAGAGUGUGUUUUAUCAGGUUCAUGGUACAGAAGAGUGUGUUUUAUCAGGUUCAUGGUACAGAAGAGUGUGUUUUAUCAGGUUCAUGGUACAGAAGAGUGUGUUUUAUUAGGUUCACGGUUCAGAAGAGUGUGUUUUAUCAGGUUCAUGGUACAGAAGAGUGUGUUUUAUCAGGUUCACGGUACAGAAGAGUGUGUUUUAUCAGGUUCAUGGUACAGAAGAGUGUUUUAUCAGGUUCAUGGUACAGAAGAGUGUGUUUUAUCAGGUUCAUGGUACAGAAGAGUGUGUUUUAUCAGGUUCAUGGUACAGAAGAGUGUGUUUUAUCAGGUUCAUGGUACAGAAGAAGGGUCAGACUACCACCAGGGUCAUUAGACUAGCCCUGGAAAUGCCCCUCACAACUCCCACAAAAGAAAUGUUUGCAUGCCAGCCCUGCCGCCGAACAGGACACAUAAACAACAGCGGUGAGGGAAAUGUAGAAGACUUAUGCAAGUUGAACCUCUCCUGCUUGCUGCUUCCCACAACACAACCUACUGCUGAGGAUCCGGGUUGGUGGCUAUGGUUAAGUGGAAGGAAGAGGCGGUUGCGGGCACGGUCAAGGCUGCGAGGGUGUUGGUUGCUUGAUGGUUUAUGGUUGCAAGGUUAUACAGCAAAGGAGACACAGGGUUUGGUUCGCCCGCUGACAGACUCGGGUGCAGGACUGUCAAACUGGACCCUCUGGAGAGAAAGGAAAGAAUUAAAAGAAAAAUUGUAAGAAAAAAUGAAGAAAGACAUAGAGAAGUAGCGGUAGAAAACAGACACCCUCGCCAUAGACCGAUAGGUCUUCUGGUGUCUAUUCUUCCUAUGUAUUCCUAUGUAUCGACUCCUCCUCCUCCUCCUCCUCCUUCCCUUCUUCUUUUACUUCUUACUUAUCUUCUCCUCCUCCUCCUUCCCUUCUUCUUUUACUUCUUACCUAUCUUCUCCAUCUCCUCCUCCUCCUCCUCCUCCUUCCCUUCUUCUUUUACUUCUUACUUAUCUUCUCCAUCUCCUCCUCCUCCUCCUCUUCCUUCCCUUCUUCUUUUACUUCUUACUUAUCUUCUCCAUCUCCUCCUCCUCCUCCUCCUCC